AUGGGUAGAAGUAGUGAAAAAACUAGGGCAAAAAAAGGUAUAAGUAGCGAGGUAACAAGGGAAACGAAAGCAACUGAACACCAAAAUCAUGAGCUUAAGAAGGAAACAAAAGAAGAUCCCAAUGUAAAAGUCUGCAAGAGGAAAAGAUAUACAGAGGUUUUGAUAAAAGAGCAAAGGGAUAAAUGUCAAAAUUGUGUUCAACUCAACUGGGAAAUUGAUGGUUUGAAGUACGAGAUUGAACGUUUAGAAAAGGAGUUUUUGGAAUUGGAGGUCCGGGGAGACUUAGUUAAGGUGAGGUGUAAUCAGUUGAAAGCUAAGAUUCUAGAGAAGGAGACAAGCCAAAGAGAAAAGGCUUUGGAGAAGGAAUGUGCCCAACUGAAUAAAGAGGUUAAGGAUUUGAAGUUGGGGCGGAAAAGAGAUGCUGUUGAAAUUGAAGAUCUCAAAGUGAAGUGUACGGAAAUGGGGAUUCAAGAAACCGUCUUGUUGAAUCAUGAAAUUGAGCUGGGAAAGAAAUUGGAAGCUUAUAAAACCAAGUGCCAAGAUUUGUCUGCAGAGCUGGAAAGGAAGGAAAUGGAAUUGGAGAACCAGCUGGUUGUAGUAGCCAAUGGUUUUGAUCAAGAGCUUGAAAGCUAUAGGACCAGAUGCAUUAGAAUGGAAGAGAAGAUCAAGGGGUUAACAGAAGAAGGAAUUGUUGUUUUUGACAGGGAGAUGAGUGCGCAGGAAAGAAUUUGUCACUUGGAGGAGGUAAUUAAGAAGAUGGAAACUAACGAAAGAGAGAGGCUUGCAGAGUUGGAAGCUUAUAAUUUCAAGUGUCAAGGUUUGUCUGCAGAGCUCGAACAGAAGGAAAUUGAAUUGGAGAACCUACGGGCAGUAAACGGGGGUCUUGAUCGUGAGCACGAAGACAACAUGACUAAAUGCAUUGGAAUGGAGGAGCAAAUUAAGGGUUUAAUAGAAGAAGGAAAUAUUAUGUCUCAGAGGGAGAAGAGUGCGCAGGAAAGAAUUUGUCACUUGGAAGAGGCAAUUAAGAAGAUGGAAACUAACGAAAGAGAGAGGCUUGCAGAGUUGGAAGCUUAUAAUUUCAAGUGUCAAGGUUUGUCUGCAGAGCUCGAACAGAAGGAAAUGGAAUUGGAGAACCUACGGGCAGUAAACGGUGGUCUCAGUCGUGAGCGCGUGGACUACAUGACUAAAUGCAUUGGAAUGGAGGAGCAAAUUAAGGGUUUAAUAGAAGAAGGAAAUGUUAUGUCUUGGAGGGAAAAGAGUGCAGGGGAAAGAAUCUGUCACUUGGAGGAGGUAGUUAAGAAAAUGGAAACGGAUGAAAGAGAGAGGUUAGCGGAAUUGGAGACAAGGCUUUUAAAAGUGGAAGAAGAAAAUGCAACAUUGAGAGCCUUGCAAAAUGUAGUUUCUUGUGAAAGAACUUGCAGGGAUAUGGAUGGCAGGGUCUAUGCAGCUAAUGAGGCGCACUUGACAAGAACUGAACCGAGUCCAAAUUCAACUUUUACACUUGCCAGCUGCAUACCUUCUUCUUCACUGCAAGUAAAUGUCGAUGGUGUAACCGCCUCAGACUUAGCCCAUGCAAACAGUCAGUGCAAGUCUGCAGCAGGUGCCAAGGAUUACUUUGCAAGUGCAGUUGGACGCCAAGGCCAAGUAGGUUUUGAGACACAAGGGAGACUAACUAGAUUUCGCAAGUGCAGUGGGAUACCAUCAAGUGAAAAUCUAGCUUUGGUCAGACAAGAAGAUGGUGCAAGGCCGUCAACUCCUCUUGAGAUUGUUGAGAUCGACAGUGAGGAAGAAACCGUGGAUAUCAGCGACAAUGAGGAAGAAAAUUAA
Messenger RNA from Papaver somniferum (opium poppy), 1827 nucleotides. Its product is annotated as desmoplakin-like. NCBI's taxonomy places the organism in Eukaryota, Viridiplantae, Streptophyta, Magnoliopsida, Ranunculales, Papaveraceae. The record is from RefSeq and is a predicted model, not a curated record. The coding region runs from base 1 to 1827 and encodes 608 amino acids. The transcript is spliced from 2 exons.